Molecule: messenger RNA, 1652 nt
Organism: Perca fluviatilis (European perch)
Lineage: Eukaryota; Metazoa; Chordata; Actinopteri; Perciformes; Percidae
Gene: ropn1l
Product: rhophilin associated tail protein 1-like
Exons: 6
Coding region: 154-846 (230 amino acids)
Source: RefSeq, a predicted model, not a curated record
CGUUGUACACAACAACCGUUCUCUUAAUACAUCCCAUACAUCAACUGCUACAUUUACUUUAUUUGAGCCAGCCACCACUGAUAUUUUAGCCAAUCUUUCCGCACUUUUGUCUGCAUUCAUUGUUCAACAAUCCAGUUGUUUUAGAUUGCAGCCAUGCCUCUUCCAGACACGAUGUACUGUGCCCAGCAAAUCCACAUCCCUCCCCAGCUGCCAGACAUCCUCAAAAACUUCACUAAGGCAGCCAUCCGUACACAGCCCAAGGAUUUGCUGCUCUGGUCUGCAGCUUACUUCAGUGCGCUGUCUAAAGGAGAGUGUCUGCCCGUCAAGGACAGACUGGAGAUGAAUGUUGCCACCCAGAAGACAGACACUGGGCUGUCUCCAGGUCUACUGAAGAUUCUCCAUAAACAGCUGUCCCCCAGGGAAACAUGCAGCAAGGAGGAACUGCAGAAGAAAUGGAAGGGUCUGUGUCUACCCAUGGAUCAGCUGGAGACCCUGCUGUCGCUGGGAAGCUUUGGCUCAGACAUUAACUGGAUGGAGUUUUUCGCCCUGGGCUGCAGUGCUCUGGGAGGGACCCUUGUGAGUUCUCUGAAGUUUGCCUGUGAGAUCCUGACAGAGGAUGACGAGGGUGGCGCUGCUAGUAUCCCGUUCAACACCUUUGGCCAACUCUAUACCUACCUGGCUCACCUGGACGGGGACAUGCCACAGGAUCACAUUGACAACUUCCUCCGCAGCCUACAGGCACAAGCGGAACUCCAACAUGGCAUGAUAAAACCUCUGGACUUUAUCCAUCGGGAUGAUAUGGACUCGUCAAACGUUUCCAGAGCAACCUUUUCUGGAGCUGAAUAAGGACUAUGAAAGAGAAAUUAUAAAGCACUAUGUUUAACAGGGAAAGAUGAACUUAACCCUAAACAAAUCUGCUGGUGAGUGCAGGGUGCAGCAUGUGUAUGUUGGUGUGACCAAAAGAGAGAUUCAGCUGGAUGCGCCUGCCACUACACUGUAUCUCAUGUAACUAAUGUGCUAGAAUCAUGGACAUCAUGCCAUCGACAUCACCCAAGGGAUGUCUUAACGGAGGGGGGUGGGGGUAAUUUAGGUUUACAACUCACCAUAAUUUUAAAGUUGAGGUGGGAUGAACCAGCAGAAAGCUCCAGGGCUGCCUAUGACAGGCACCUGUCAAUCAAGCAAACACCCCCCCAAAGCAUUUUUGUCUUUGAGCCUCAUUAUCAUGGAACAAUGAUCUCACAAUUCCCACUGUGACACACAUUGGCAGAUGUAGAUAAGACCUGAAUUACUAGUGGAAAAAAUAAAUAAUUACUUUGUAUUUUGAGAGAGAAGUUGGAGGAGGUUCCCAUUAAUUUCAACACAUACUGGGAUUUCUUGGAGCCAGUAUCCUGCAGCCAUUAGAGAAACUGCACCUCUGCGAUGGCUCCACCACUCUGCCUCACCAUUACAGUGGGGUUAUGUGUGUGUAAGAGUGGCCUCAUUUGCUUAACAGUAUAGAUUGUCUAAUUCUAUUUCAUGUUUUUGUGUAUUUAUUAUUAAUAUUGAUUAGGGUCUAACACCAAAUGUGGAAUAUGCUAACAAUACAUGAAGUUGAUUUGUCCAAGCUGUAUUUUGGAGUUGUUUUUACACACAUGAACACACAUCACAAAAAU